Molecule: messenger RNA, 1050 nt
Organism: Diaporthe amygdali
Lineage: Eukaryota; Fungi; Ascomycota; Sordariomycetes; Diaporthales; Diaporthaceae
Product: RTA1 domain-containing protein
Exons: 4
Coding region: 1-1050 (349 amino acids)
Cellular component (GO): membrane
Source: RefSeq, a predicted model, not a curated record
AUGGCGCAAAAUGGGGAGGCUAUCCUGGGCAGCCUAUAUGUCUAUGCCCCCAACAAGGGUGCACCCAUAUUUUUCAUAAUCGUAUUUGCCAUUUCCGCCAUUACUCACCUUUGGCAGUGCUACCGCUAUAAGUCCUGGAGAACAAUGGGACUGCACCCCCUGUGCGCUUUCUUGUUCGCUUUGGGCUACGCGAUACGGGAGUACGGAGCUGAUAACUACAUGUUCGACCCGAACAACAAGACACCCUUGAUCAUGUUUAUUUUGAGUCAGAUUUGUAUUCUUAUUUGCCCCCCAUUUCUCGAACUCGCCAACUAUCAUCUUCUCGGCCGUGUAUUCUACUACGUGCCUUACGCCGCGCCUCUUCCUCCAAGCCGAGUUACCUCUUUCUUUGGCGGGCUGAUGGUUGUUAUAGAAGGCCUGAAUGCGGCGGGAGCAUCCUUGACAUCCAAUGCCAAUGCGAAAGAAGCCACGAAAAAGGCAGGGCACAACUUGAUCCUCGUCGCCCUGGCUCUCCAAAUCCUUGUCAUUCUGGUCUUCGCCUUUCUCUCCAUCACUUUCCACCGGCGGUGCAUCAAAUCCAGGUUCCCUAUGCAGGCCAGGGCAGUAAGAUCCACACUGAUCACGCUUUACAUGAGCAUGACCCUGAUAUUUGUGCGUUGUCUUUACCGGCUUGUGGAGAACGCGACGGGCACAACAAGCGUGGACCUCCGGAACAUCGAGGCCCUGAGGAGACUAAGUCCUCUUCUCCGGUACGAGGUAUUCUUCUAUAUCUUCGAAGCGAGUCUGAUGCUCGUGAAUUCCGCGUUGUGGAACGUUCGCCAUCCAGGACGAUACCUGCCUCAAGACCACCACAUAUAUCUGGCACAAGAUGGGACCGAAGUCGAAGCAGACGAGGAACCAAGCGAUCGCAGGCCAUUCGUUCUCAAUAUGGCCAAUACUCUGUUUUGUGGUAUGCUCUUCCGCGACAAGAAGACGGGCCCUCACGCGCAAUUCCAAGAGCUCGAUGAUCAUCUGCAUGUCAAUGGACAUAAAAGACCAACAUUGGCGUGA